GCGUUGUUUCCGAAAUUUCGGAGUAGCUCUCUGUUAUUUGUGAGAAUGUGCAUUGUUGGAAACAAGAAGGGAAACCGAGCAUUGAAGGAGAUAGGAACCUUUAUGAUGACUACAUGUUUCAUUGCUAAUUACCAAUCCGUUCAAGUUUGUCAGGCAGAAUAUUUCAGACAGUUGCUUAAACCUUUAGUAACCGAGCAGCUAGAAGCUUACACAGAGGCAAAAUCUAGUUGCAGAGAACUAAGCAGCUCGCAGUUUAGGACUUCGUUUUUUUUUCUUCUCCCUUUGCCUUUGCACGGGUUCUUGAUGCAGAGAGAUCAGUUUCCUCACUUUUCUGACGAAAUGGGUGAUGGAAAUAUGAACCACCCGUAUGCAUCAGCGUCAUCCUUUGAUGCUUUGUUCCCACCAUGUGCCAAGUUGCCAUACCAUGGUGUUGAACUUCAACCAUCUCCGGUCUGUCCAAAGAACUUUGUCAUCUUCGACCAAAACUACGACCGUAGCCAAGUGAUGUACCAUCCUGAGCUGACUCACAAGCUCAUGAACUCACCGACGUUGAACGGAUUUGCUUCUACGUUCCAUAACGAGUACGUUGGGGGAAGUUAUGGUAACUUUGGGCAAGAAGUGUCCUCUUCUCACCAAGAGGAUCCGAAUGAGAUCGAUGCUCUCUUGAGCACAGAUGAAGAUUACGAAGACGAUGAUGAUGAUGAAAACGAGGAUGGUGGCGACUCAGAAGAGGUCAGCACAGCUCGUAACUCUUCCAGGGAAUAUGGAAACACGUCGGCUGAGUCUUGUUGCUCCAGCUAUGGAUAUAAGAGCUCAAGGAAGCAGAGUUUAUCGGGAAGCGCUAGUUGCAACAACGAUGGGAAAGGACGGAAGAAGAUGAAGAAGAUGAUGGGGGUGUUGAGGAGAAUCGUCCCUGGAGGAGAGCAGAUGAACACAGCUUGCGUUCUUGAUGAAGCUGUUCAGUAUCUCAAGUCGCUUAAACUCGAAGCUCAGAAGCUUGGCGUUGGACAUUUCUCAAACCAAUCUUGA
Molecule: messenger RNA, 1029 nt
Organism: Thlaspi arvense
Lineage: Eukaryota; Viridiplantae; Streptophyta; Magnoliopsida; Brassicales; Brassicaceae
Source: the annotation of a GenBank genome assembly